AUGGCUCUCCUUGCCUCGGAAUUUGCUAUGAAGGAUCUGGGUCCUUUGAAUUAUUUCCUUGGCAUUCAUGUCACUCGCCAUAAGGAUGGCAUGUUUCUUUCGCAACGUAAGUAUGCUGAAGAAAUCAUUGAUCGAGCUGGAAUGUCUUCUUGUAAGGCUACUUCUACUUCGGUUGAUACUAAACCGAGGGUGAGCAGCACAUCGGGUGCUCCAUAUGAUGACCCGACUCACCAUCGCAGUCUCGCAGGUGCACUUCAGUAUCUUACUUUCAUGAGGCCGGAUAUUUCUUAUGCUGUUCAACAGGUAUGCUUACACAUGCAUGCUCCGCGAGAGGUUCAUAUGCAUGCUCUUAAGCGCAUCAUCCGUUACAUUCAGGGUACACUUGAUUAUGGUUUGCAUCUUUAUCCAUCCUCAGUUAAUGACCUCCUUUCCUACACUGAUGCGGAUUGGGGGGGCUGCCCUGACACACGUCGAUCGACGUCUGGUUAUUGUGUCUUCCUUGGAGAUAACUUGAUAUCUUGGUCUUCGAAAUGCCAACCUACCCUCUAUCGUUCGAGUGCUGAGGCGGAGUAUAGGGGGGUUGCUAUUGUUGUCUCCGAGUCAUGCUGGAUUCACAAUCUUCUGUUGGAAUUACAUUGUCCUAUUCAUAAGGCUACUAUGGUGUAUUGUGACAAUGUAAGUACCAUUUAUCUUUCGGGAAAUCCAGUGCAACAUUAG
Molecule: messenger RNA, 717 nt
Organism: Lycium barbarum (goji berry)
Lineage: Eukaryota; Viridiplantae; Streptophyta; Magnoliopsida; Solanales; Solanaceae
Exons: 1
Coding region: 1-717 (238 amino acids)
Source: RefSeq, a predicted model, not a curated record